Drosophila eugracilis is the source of this 1815-nucleotide messenger RNA. Its product is annotated as protein swallow. Lineage: Eukaryota; Metazoa; Arthropoda; Insecta; Diptera; Drosophilidae. The transcript is spliced from 3 exons. The record is from RefSeq and is a predicted model, not a curated record. The coding region runs from base 104 to 1639 and encodes 511 amino acids.
AACGGUGCUUUUCCCGCGCUAGUUGGAUUCCAAUUGUCAUUGGAUUUGUGUCGUUUUCCUUGUCUUAUAUUUCACCGCUUUUACACGUUUCCUGUGCCAAAGAAUGAGUCUGCAGGACGAGAGUUUUCCAGCAGAUGAGCUUUUUGACCAGUUGAAUAAUUUAAGUAGUCUGGGCUCCAGAAACACCUGGUUUUCGGAACAUCAUCAGCCGGCCGCCUUUGAGCGGAAUGCGUCGCCAUUUUUGGAAAUCUGUUACGCAGAUGGGGAUCCGGAUGGGGAUGCGGAUGUGGCAAACAAGAGCGCCAAAACAUGUGUAAGCGAUCCCGUGGGUCGAGAAGAUGAGGAAGAUGAUGAUAUUGAUGACGGUGGUGAUGGCCAGUUGAGUGGCGAGAAGGCUCCCCUGAGAAACGGCCGCGGGAGCAAAUCGGUGUCCUACCAGGAUAUACACUCGGCUUACACAAAGCGCCGUUUCAAGCAUGUAGCCAGCAAGGUGGGCCAGUACAUAGCAGAGAUGCAAUCCCAGGACCAAAAGCGACGCAGUGCGUCGGGUUCUGGCUUCCAACGGCACAGCUCUAUGCCAGAAUACCUAACGCCAACUUCGCAGCGGGUCAAUGGCCACGAUAGUCACUUUAAGAUGGAUGAUAACUCCCACUCCAACUCAAACUGCAAUUCCAAUCCCAACUCUAGCUGUAGCUAUGAGCGAUUGCUGGCCGAGAACGAGAGCCUGCAGCAGGAUAAGGAUCGCUUGCAGGCCUACAACGACUAUGUGCAAUUACGCCUUGACAAAAAGGUGGCCGAUCUCCUUCAGGUCAAGCGAAAUUUCGAGACCUUACGUACUGAGCUAAGCGAUUGCCAGCAGAAGCUUAAGCGCCAUCAGAGCCACUCGCUCCGUUCUUUGAACUCCUGGCCGCCGAUGGGUAUUUCCAAGGCCACCCAAACGGAAUUUUCGGUGGCCACUAUCUCCUCCGAAAAUGCAUUGGUCACGCCUCACCCAUUAAACAAUGUCACCUACAACAGCAGCGAUGGAUCCAUCGAGAUGGCCCUGCUCAGUGUGGGACCCGCUGUUCGAAUUCCUCAGACUCUUGGUCAGUCCAAAAGAGUCAUUCAUCCACAGUCCUUGGACUUCAGCAGUGUUAGCGGUGAGGGAGAUGGGCACGUAACAGGCGAGGCCCCAGGCUCCUCAUCCAGGGCCCUGGCUAGAAGAGCCCCUGCGCCCAACAAUUCGGAGAGCAGUCAGCCGAGCAGCAACGACUCGGCCAUCGAGGUGGAGGGCCACGAGGAGGAGCGAGCCACUUCCAGACAGUGGAGUGGUCAUCGCGAGGGCAUCUAUUACUUCGACAAGCGCAAUAAUCGGGUUAUCGAGGUGCUAGGUAUUAAUCUCGCCCAGAAUCAGAGUCAGAAUACGAGUCAAAAUCAAAGUAUCAACGAUAGUCAGGCACAGUUGCUAGUCCAUUCGUUAGCACAGUCCCAUGUCCGCUUCGGCAGUAAGAGGACCACCAUUGGCAGUCGGAUGCUCAGAUUCUUGGGCCCCUGCGUCCGAUGCAGAAAUAAUGACCCAUUGAAUACUAGCAAUUCCUAUACGGUAGGAUUGCCCCUUAUGCCAGAGGAGGAGUUCACAGAUCCAAGGAACCGGCGAUAAUACGUUUUCUUUUUUAUUAAUUUAUUAUUGUAUUAUCAUUUCUUGUUAUUUUAUGUCGCGUUAAGUUUAUCUAUGUAGUGAUCAUUUUUUAUGGCAAAAGUAUUUAGUCAACCAAAAUAUGUGCAUGUUUAACCAAAAUAAAAAGUUCAAUUAAAAUUCCAACCAAACAAACACAA